AUGAACAGAGAGGAGCAUUACUACCCCCCCUCGCAGCUGUACCAGAGAGCUACCGCCCCCACCGAGAGCUACAGCCACAGCCCGCCGCCCUGCCUCUACAUGGGCCGCCAGGCGCAGUACGCCGCGCCGCCCCUCGGCCCGAUGGACCAGCCGGCCUUGCCCGACAUCGUCCCGUAUGAAAUACCCCUGAUACGGGAGGACCCGGCGGCGGCGCAGAUGCAGCAUCCCGCGGCCCCUCAGCCGCCCCUGCAGCCGGGAGCGGGGUACGGAGAGCCGGCGGACCUGGCGGUGCUGACGGACAGGAGCCGCUACCAGCUGCCCUUCCCCUGGAUGAAAUCCACCAAGUCUCACGCGCACACCUGGAGAGGCCAGUGGGCAGGCCCCUACAUGGUGGAGGCGGAGGAGAGCAAGCGCACGCGGACUGCGUACACGCGCGCUCAGCUGCUGGAGCUGGAGAAGGAGUUCCUGUUCAGCAAGUACAUCUCGCGGCCGCGGCGGGUGGAGCUGGCCGUCAUGCUCAACCUGACCGAGCGCCACAUCAAGAUCUGGUUCCAGAACCGCCGCAUGAAGUGGAAGAAGGAGGAGGACAAGAAGCGGGUUCGAGGGGCGGACCCCGAGCAGGACUCCUCCAUCACCUCCGGGGACCUGAAGGACGAGCUGAGCGGGGGUAUCUCUGCAACAAGCGGACAUCUCUCCACCACGCCGCCGAAGACCUCGAUAAACUCCUCGUAGGACAGCGAGUUGACUGUCUCGAUGUCCAUCUCUCGGAUUCUCAG
Molecule: messenger RNA, 776 nt
Organism: Megalops cyprinoides (Indo-Pacific tarpon)
Lineage: Eukaryota; Metazoa; Chordata; Actinopteri; Elopiformes; Megalopidae
Gene: pdx1
Product: pancreatic and duodenal homeobox 1
Exons: 4
Coding region: 1-732 (243 amino acids)
Biological process (GO): type B pancreatic cell differentiation; regulation of transcription by RNA polymerase II
Cellular component (GO): nucleus
Molecular function (GO): RNA polymerase II cis-regulatory region sequence-specific DNA binding; DNA-binding transcription factor activity, RNA polymerase II-specific
Source: RefSeq, a predicted model, not a curated record